AGCACCGGGACAGCCCCUGCGCCGCCGGGAGCCCGCAGCUGCCCCGCUCGCCAUGGGCUCUCGCCUGUCCCUGGACGACUCCGUGCGGGUCGUGGUGGUCGGGGGCGGCUUCGGAGGGACGGCGGCCGCCAGCCUGCUCAAGUCCUGGGCCGUCCCCUUCGUGCUGGUGGACGUGAGAGAUGCUUUCCAUCACAACGUGGCCGCCCUCCGGGCCGCCGUGGAGAGCGGAUUUGCCAAGAAGACUUUCAUCUCCUACUCAGUCACCUUUGGGGACAGCUUCCAACAAGGCAAAGUCGUGGGCAUAGACCCAGAGAGGCAACAAGUUUUGCUCAGUGAUGGCAAGGAGCUCCACUACUCUCAUCUCAUUCUUGCAACAGGCAGUGAUGGACCCUUCCCUGGGAAGUUCAACCAAGUCAUUAACAUGGAAAGUGCCAUCCAGACCUAUGAAGACAUGGUUAAAGAGAUUGAGAAAUCUCAGCGCAUCCUGAUAGUGGGAGGUGGUGCUGCUGGAGUGGAGAUGGCUGCCGAAAUCAAAACUGAUUACCAGGACAAAGAGGUCAUCCUCGUUCACUCCAAAACUGCACUGGCUGAUGUGGAGCUGUUAGCCAGUGUCCGUCAGGAGGUGAAAGAGAUUCUCCUCAGGAAAGGAGUCCAGCUCCUGCUAGGUGAAAAGGUCAGCAACGUGGAAAACCUCAGGCCAAACCAGUUCCAGAAGGACAUGGUAGUAAGGACAGAGAAGGGCACCGAGCUGGUUGUUGACAUGGUGGUGCUGUGCACAGGGAUAAAGAUUAACUCUUCUGCAUAUGCUGCUGCAUUUGGUGACAAGAUGGCAAGUAAUGGUGCUUUGAGAGUUAACAAGCACCUCCAGCUGGAAGGCUAUGAGAACAUCUAUGCCAUUGGGGACUGUGCAGAUGUCAAAGAGCCCAAGAUGGCCUACCAUGCUGGGCUCCAUGCCAACAUUGUGGUGACAAAUAUCAUCAACAGUCUGACACAGAAGCCUCUCAAAACCUACGAGCCAGGGUCACUAACAUUCCUGCUCUCCAUGGGCAGGAAUGAUGGUGUAGGCCAGGUGAAUGGUUACUAUGUGGGACGUUUCCUGGUGACCAUUGCCAAGAGCCGGGACCUGUUCGUCUCCAAGAGCUGGAAGACGAUGGGACAGACAAUGCCCUCUUAAGAGAGCACCAGUAACAAUCCAGCAAGAAGUACAACUGCAAGAGGGUGAGGGUGCACUUCUAUUGCUUGGACUGACUGACACUGUCCCCUGCAGCACCUCCUCAAGCCACCCAUCACCGUGCCUCAUUAAAGGGGUGCCUGCCUUGCUGUAAAGGGGAAGGAGGCACUUCCCAAAUGAACUGCACAGAAGUUCCAAUGAUUAAAAAUGAGGGAAUAAAUGUUUCUUUUACUCCCCCUGCUGAGAGAGCUCUGGGCAAGAAGCUUGGCUUACCUCGAUUUGUAACAAUAAACACUGUGGU
Messenger RNA from Malurus melanocephalus (red-backed fairy wren), 1472 nucleotides. It is a transcript of the gene AIFM2, whose product is annotated as apoptosis inducing factor mitochondria associated 2. Bases 53 to 1174 code for a protein of 373 amino acids. Gene Ontology annotation, biological process: positive regulation of apoptotic process; apoptotic mitochondrial changes. The record is from RefSeq and is a predicted model, not a curated record. Gene Ontology annotation, molecular function: electron-transferring-flavoprotein dehydrogenase activity; flavin adenine dinucleotide binding. Gene Ontology annotation, cellular component: cytoplasm; mitochondrion. Lineage: Eukaryota; Metazoa; Chordata; Aves; Passeriformes; Maluridae. The transcript is spliced from 8 exons.